Molecule: messenger RNA, 4899 nt
Organism: Gorilla gorilla gorilla (western lowland gorilla)
Lineage: Eukaryota; Metazoa; Chordata; Mammalia; Primates; Hominidae
Product: neuroblastoma breakpoint family member 15-like
Exons: 23
Coding region: 251-3382 (1043 amino acids)
Source: RefSeq, a predicted model, not a curated record
AAAAAGAUGGUCGGCUCCGCGCAGCUGAUGAACUAAUGUGCAUUGAUGGAAUUCCUGUUAAAGGGAAAUCACACAAACAAGUCUUGGACCUCAUGACAACUGCUGCUCGAAAUGGCCAUGUGUUACUAACUGUCAGACGGAAGAUCUUCUAUGGAGAUGUCCAGAAGGCUUGUUGGGGGAAUAUUGUCAACAUCGAGACCCCUGUGAGAAGAACCGCUGCCAGAAUGGUGGGACUUGUGUGGCCCAGGCCAUGCUGGGGAAAGCCACGUGCCGAUGUGCCUCAGGGUUUACAGGAGAGGACUGCCAGUACUCGACAUCUCAUCCAUGCUUUGUGUCUCGACCCUGCCUGAAUGGCGGCACAUGCCAUAUGCUCAGCCGGGAUACCUAUGAGUGUAUCUGUCAAGUCGGGUUUACAGUCCCUGGCCCCACCUCUUCUGCCACAAACAUCAGCAUGGUGGUAUCAGCCGGCCCUUUGUCCAGCGAGAAGGCAGAGGUGAACAUUCUAGAAAUCAACGAGAAAUUGCGCCCCCAGCUGGCAGAGAAGAAACAGCAGUUCAGAAGCCUCCAAGAGAAAUGUUUUGUAACUCAACUGGCCGGCUUCCUGGCCAACGGACAGAAGAAAUACAAAUAUGAAGAGUGCGAAGACCUCAUAAAAUCUAUGGUGAGGAAUGAGCGACGACAGUUCAAGGAGGAGAAGCUUGCGGAGCAGCUCAAGCAAGCUGAGGAGCUCAGGCAAUAUAAAGUCCUGGUUCACUCUCAGGAACGAGAGCUGACCCAGUUAAAGGAGAAGUUACGGGAAGGGAGAGAUGCCUCCCGCUCAUUGAAUGAGCAUCUCCAGGCCCUCCUCACUCCGGAUGAGCCGGACAAGUCCCAGGGGCAGGACCUCCAAGAACAGCUGGCUGAGGGGUGUAGACUGGCACAGCAACUUGUCCAAAAGCUCAGCCCAGAAAAUGACGGAGAUGAGGAUGAAGAUGUUCAAGUUGAGGAGGCUGAGAAAGUGCAGAAAUCAUCUCCCCCCAGCUGGCUCAUCAGGGAGAUGCAGAAGGCUGAAGAGAGCAAAGUCCCUGAGGACUCACUGGAGGAAUGUGCCAUCACUUGUUCAAAUAGCCACGGCCCUUGUGACUCCAACCAGCCUCACAAGAACAUCAAAAUCACAUUUGAGGGAGACGAAGUCAACUCAACUCUGGUUGUAGACAGAGAAUCCUCUCACGAUGAAUGUCAGGAUGCUCUAAACAUUCUCCCAGUCCCUGGCCCCACCUCUUCUGCCACAAACGUCAGCAUGGUGGUAUCAGCCGGCCCUUUGUCCAGCGAGAAGGCAGAGAUGAACAUUCUAGAAAUCAAUGAGAAAUUGCGCCCCCAGCUGGCAGAGAAGAAACAGCAGUUCAGAAGCCUCCAAGAGAAAUGUUUUGUAACUCAACUGGCCGGCUUCCUGGCCAACGGACAGAAGAAAUACAAAUAUGAAGAGUGCGAAGACCUCAUAAAAUCUAUGGUGAGGAAUGAGCGACGACAGUUCAAGGAGGAGAAGCUUGCGGAGCAGCUCAAGCAAGCUGAGGAGCUCAGGCAAUAUAAAGUCCUGGUUCACUCUCAGGAACGAGAGCUGACCCAGUUAAAGGAGAAGUUACGGGAAGGGAGAGAUGCCUCCCGCUCAUUGAAUGAGCAUCUCCAGGCCCUCCUCACUCCGGAUGAGCCGGACGAGUCCCAGGGGCAGGACCUCCAAGAACAGCUGGCUGAGGGGUGUAGACUGGCACAGCAACUUGUCCAAAAGCUCAGCCCAGAAAAUGACAACGAUGACGAUGAAGAUGUUCAAGUUGAGGUGGCUGAGAAAGUGCAGAAAUCGUCUGCCCCCAGGGAGAUGCAGAAGGCUGAAGAAAAGGAAGUCCCUGAGGACUCACUGGAGGAAUGUGCCAUCACUUGUUCAAAUAGCCAUGGCCCUUAUGACUCUAACCAGCCACAUAGGAAAACCAAAAUCACAUUUGAGGAAGACAAAGUCGACUCAACUCUCGUUGGCUCAUCCUCUCAUGUUGAAUGGGAGGCUGCUGUACACAUUAUUCCAGAAAAUGAAAGUGAUGAUGAGGAAGAGGAAGAAAAAAGGCCAGUGUCUCCCAGGGGCAUGGAUGAAGCUGGAAACCAUCAUUCUCAGCAAACUAUUGCAAGGACAAAAAACCAAAUACCGCAUGUUCUUACUCACAGGAAUCUGCAGGAGUCUGAAGAGGAGGAAGUCCCCCAGGAGUCCUGGGAUGAAGGUUAUUCGACUCUCUCAAUUCCUCCUGAAAUGUUGGCCUCGUACCAGUCUUACAGCAGCACAUUUCACUCAUUAGAGGAACAGCAAGUCUGCAUGGCUGUUGACAUAGGCAGACAUCGGUGGGAUCAAGUGAAAAAGGACGACCAAGAGGCAACAGGUCCCAGGCUCAGCAGGGAGCUGCUGGAUGAGAAAGGGCCUGAAGUCUUGCAGGACUCACUGGAUAGAUGUUAUUCAACUCCUUCAGGUUGUCUUGAACUGACUGACUCAUGCCAGCCCUACAGAAGUGCCUUUUACGUAUCGGAGCAACAGCGUGUUGGCUUGGCUGUUGACAUGGAUGAAAUUGAAAAGUACCAAGAAGUGGAAGAAGACCAAGACCCAUCAUGCCCCAGGCUCAGCAGGGAGCUGCUGGAUGAGAAAGGGCCUGAAGUCUUGCAGGACUCACUGGAUAGAUGUUAUUCGACUCCUUCAGGUUAUCUUGAACUGCCUGACUUAGGCCAGCCCUACAGCAGUGCUGUUUACUCAUUGGAGGAACAGUACCUUGGCUUGGCUCUUGACGUGGACAGAAUUAAAAAGGACCAAGAAGAGGAAGAAGACCAAGGCCCACCAUGCCCCAGGCUCAGCAGGGAGCUGCUGGAGGUAGUAGAGCCUGAAGUCUUGCAGGACUCACUGGAUAGAUGUUAUUCAACUCCUUCCAGUUGUCUUGAACAGCCUGACUCCUGCCAGCCCUAUGGAAGUUCCUUUUAUGCAUUGGAGGAAAAACAUGUUGGCUUUUCUCUUGACGUGGGAGAAAUUGAAAAGAAGGGGAAGGGGAAGAAAAGAAGGGGAAGAAGAUCAAAGAAGAAAAGAAGAAGGGGAAGUAAAGAAGGGGAAGAAGAUCAAAACCCACCAUGCCCCAGGCUCAACGGCAUGCUGAUGGAAGUGCAAGAGCCUGAAGUCUUACAGGACUCACUGGAUAGAUGUUAUUCGACUCCGUCAAUGUACUUUGAACUACCUGACUCAUUCCAGCCCUACAGCAGUGUGUUUUACUCAUUUGAGGAACAGCACAUCAGCUUCGCCCUUUACGUGGACAAUAGGUUUUUUACUUUGACGGUGACAAGUCUCCACCUGGUGUUCCAGAUGGAAGUCAUAUUCCCACAAUAAGCAGCCCUUACUAAGCCGAGAGAUGUCAUUCCUGCAGGCAGGACCUAUAGGCACGUGAAGAUUUGAAUGAAAGUACAGUUCCAUUUGGAAGCCCAGACAUAGGAUGGGUCAGUGGGCAUGGCUCUAUGCCUAUUCUCAAACCAUGCCAUUGGCAACCUGUGCUCAGUCUGAAGACAAUGGACCCACGUUAGGUGUGACACUUUCACAUAACUGUGCAGCACAUGCUGGGAGUGAUCAGUCAGACAUUUUAAUUUGAACCACGUAUCUCUGGGUAGCUACAAAAUUCCUCAGGGAUUUCAUUUUGCAGGCAUGUCUCUGAGCUUCUAUACCUGCUCAAGGUCAGUGUCAUCUUUGUGUUUAGCUCAUCCAAAGGUGUUACCCUGGUUUCAAUGAACCUAACCUCAUUCUUUGUGUCUUCAGUGUUGGCUUGUUUUAGCUGAUCCAUCUGUAACACAGGAGGGAUCCUUGGCUGAGGAUUGUAUUUCAGAACCACAACUGCUCUUGACAAUUGUUAACCCGCUAGGCUCCUUUGGUUAGAGAAGUCACCGUCCUUCAGCCUCCAAUUGGUGUCAGUACUUAGGAAGACCACAGCUAGAUGGACAAACAGCAUCGGGAGGCCUUAGCCCUGCUCCUCUCCAUUCCAUCCUGUAGAGAACAGGAGUCAGGAGCCGCUGGCAGGAGACAGCAUGUCACCCAGGACUCUGCCGGUGCAGAAUAUGAACAAUGCCAUGUUCUUGCAGAAAACGCUUAGCCUGAGUUUCAUAGGAGGUAAUCACCAGACAACUGCAGAAUGUAGAACACUGAGCAGGACAACUGACCUGUCUCCUUCACAUAGUCCAUAUCACCACAAAUCACACAACAAAAAGGAGAAGAGAUAUUUUGGGUUCAAAAAAAGUAAAAAGAUAAUGUAGCUGCAUUUCUUUAGUUAUUUUGAACCCCAAAUAUUUCCUCAUCUUUUUGUUGUUGUCAUGGAUGGUGGUGACAUGGACUUGUUUAUAGAGGACAGGUCAGCUGUCUGGCUCAAUGAUCUACAUUCUGAAGUUGUCUGAAAAUGUCUUCAUGAUUAAAUUCAGCCUAAACGUUUUGCCGGGAACACUGCAGAGACAAUGCUGUGAGUUUCCAACCUCAGCCCAUCUGCGGGCAGAGAAGGUCUAGUUUGUCCAUCACCAUUAUGAUAUCAGGACUGGUUACUUGGUUAAGGAGGGGUCUAGGAGAUCUGUCCCUUUUAGAGACACCUUACUUACAAUGAAGUACUUGGGAAAGUGGUUUUCAAGAGUAUAAAUAUCCUGUAUUCUAAUGAUCAUCCUCUAAACAUUUUAUCAUUUAUUAAUCCUCCCUGCCUGUGUCUAUUAUUAUAUUCAUAUCUCUACACUGCAAAUUUUGGGUCUCAAUUUUUACUGUGCCUUUGUUUUUACUAGUGUCUGCUGUUGCAAAAGGAAGAAAACAUUCUCUGCCUGAGUUUUAAUUUUUGUCCAAAGUUAAUUUUAAUCUAUACAAUUAAAACCUUUUGCCUAUCA